CGCGCACGCGCGCGCGGAGGGGGCGACGGCUGCGGUGACGCUGCGGCGGUGGCGGCGGCGGCGCGUGAGGCGCGAGACUCCCCGCGUCUUGGGAUCAGUGUCCUGGCCCCCGCCGCCGCCAUGUCGGGCCGGUCGGUUCGAGCCGAGACCCGCAGCCGGGCCAAGGACGACAUCAAGAAGGUGAUGGCGGCCAUCGAGAAAGUGCGGAAAUGGGAGAAAAAGUGGGUGACUGUGGGUGACACAUCCCUUCGGAUAUUUAAAUGGGUUCCUGUGACAGAUAGUAAGGAGAAAGAAAAGUCAAAAUCCAACAGCUCAGCAACCCGGGAACCUAAUGGCUUUCCCUCUGAAGCCUCCACCAAUCGCUCUCUCCUCCUUGAAUUCCAGGAUGAGAACAGCAACCAGAGCUCGGUGUCAGAUGCCUAUCAGCUUAAAGUGGACAGCAGCACCAACUCCAGCCCCAGCCCACAGCCCAGCGAGUCCUUGAGCCCAGCCCACACCUCUGACUUCCGCACUGAUGACUCCCAGCCCCCCACGCUGGGCCAGGAAACCCUGGAGGACCCCUCCCUGCCGGCCUCAGAAGUUGCUGAUGAGCCCCCCACCCUCACUAAGGAAGAGCCAGUCCCUCUGGAAACACAGAUGGCAGAGGAAGAGGAGGACUCAGGAGCCCCACCUCUGAAGCGCUUUUGUGUGGACCAGCCCACCCUGCCACAGCCCGAGCCCCAGAGCACAUCAGAGAGCUAGCACCUUGUGCUCCUGUGCCUCCUGCCCACCUCUGUUUAUUGCAUUCUGGUCCUAGCCGAGCCGCUGCUGGGCCAGGCAAGCACUGCGGUGCAGAGCCCGCAUGGGCAGCCUUCUAGGAGGCCUUGGGGUUGUAGCAUCAUCUUCCCAUCCCUGGCACCUGUCUGCUUGCUUCUGAGAAGAGGAACCCCAGGGGCUCUUUUGCACUCCAAGUAGGCUGGAGCACCAGCCACUCCCAUCCAUCUGUCACCUCCAAAGGAGUACCCCUGUGGACUGAGGCCCCUCUACCUCAGUGGAAGAGGAAGGUACCUCUAGAGCAGAGCGCGCCCCAGGUUACUUGAAGGUGAAUGGAGACUUCCAGCAGGGCCGUGGACCUGUUGCUGUUGAGGGACUGGUGGAGACCAGGGAGGUGAGGGCAAGGCCCCUCAUCCUUGGCGGAGGUUCAAGGCCCAUGUAGAUUUCCUGUGCUCAGGCCUCCUGCCUGAGCCUGAGUGGCCCUGCCUCUCAGGCCCCUAGCUGCUGACUGUCUGUGCCUGCCAAAACUGCUGGACCCCCCCCCCCCCAACACAAACGCAAACACACUCACAUUUGACCACACCGUGCACUUCAUUCCAGCCACCCCCCUCCCUCUGUGCUGUACCCCAAGAUUGAUGGAUAGGAGGUUCUGACCACAGUACCUGCCUCACAGUACUCCCUCAGCUCAUACUUUCUAGAGUUCCUUUUCUUUGAAAUCUGCAUGCUUAAUUGAACUUGAUUUUAUUUUUUGUUUUAAAAAAGCUUAAAAAUGGAAAUGGGCAUCAGUGAGUGAAGACUUAUUUUAGCACUGAAUAGAAUAUUUUUUAAAUUAAACUAUUUGAAAUAUG
Molecule: messenger RNA, 1601 nt
Organism: Perognathus longimembris pacificus (Pacific pocket mouse)
Lineage: Eukaryota; Metazoa; Chordata; Mammalia; Rodentia; Heteromyidae
Gene: Bcl7b
Product: BAF chromatin remodeling complex subunit BCL7B
Exons: 6
Coding region: 121-741 (206 amino acids)
Source: RefSeq, a predicted model, not a curated record